Molecule: messenger RNA, 3000 nt
Organism: Cavia porcellus (domestic guinea pig)
Lineage: Eukaryota; Metazoa; Chordata; Mammalia; Rodentia; Caviidae
Gene: Dars2
Product: aspartyl-tRNA synthetase 2, mitochondrial
Exons: 17
Coding region: 572-2536 (654 amino acids)
Biological process (GO): aspartyl-tRNA aminoacylation
Cellular component (GO): cytoplasm
Molecular function (GO): ATP binding; nucleic acid binding; aspartate-tRNA ligase activity
Source: RefSeq, a predicted model, not a curated record
GCGGCAGCAUAUCCCAUUUGAUUGGUCGAUUACCUUUAGCAUAAUCUUAGGGCCUCAAGAAGAGCGGGUAGUAGGACGCUAUCAGCAAAUGGGUUCGGGCCCGAUAGUGUAUUGGAUUUGUUUGCUUCGUUCUUUCAGAAAGCCUCACUUUGGCUGUUCGGUCUAGAAGAUUUGAAACGCGAGACUCUCUUUUCCGGUUCUGCCUGCAGUCUUCGAGAAAACGAGGAAAGAAGGGAAGGGCAUGCGCGGGUGGACAGUCCCUGCCGAGUCUCCGUAAUCUUGGGCUCUCGCCUGGCACUGCUGUGUGGGGCCAUUCGCUUGUCACUUUUGCUGCAGUCUUGUUUAAUAGAAGUGGGAACUGAUGUUUUGAAGGGGCUAGAAGAUCUCGAAGACUGGUCGUUUGUACAUUCGAGUACUCACGUUUUGCGGAAAAGAACUUAAGUAUUGCAGUAGAGAGAUGGACGUGGAAUUUUAAGGAGUUUCUGUGUAUUUCCGAAUCAGAGCUUUGAUCACUGUCCCAACACCAGCAGCAACAGAUUCGCGUUUGUAUCUCGUCGUCCUGGUAUUCAAUAUGCACUUCUCUUCUUGGUUAAGUCAGCUGUGCAAGAGUUUAUCCAGACCCAUCGGAAGGACCACCCAGCCCAUCUGGGUUUCUCUCUCCAGAAAUCUGGUGCUGAGGUCACAGAGGAAAAUUCCAGAAUUCAGUAGCUUUGUUGCCCGGACCAACACAUGUGGAGAGUUGCGACCUUCUCACUUAGGCCAAGAAGUCACCUUGUGUGGAUGGAUUCAGUACCGAAGGCAGAACGUCUUCUUAGUCCUGAGAGAUUGCCAUGGACUUGUUCAAGUUAUCAUUCCUCAGGAUGAGUCAGCUGCCUCUGUGAAGAAGAUUUUAUGUGAAGCCCCUCUGGAAUCUGUGGUGCAAAUUUCAGGAACAGUUAUUUCCCGUCCUCCAGGACAAGAAAAUCCAAAAAUGCCAACAGGAGCUAUUGAAAUAAAAGUUAAAACAGCUGAGCUUCUGAAUUCCAGCAAGAAGCUGCCCUUUGAGAUUAAAGACUUUGUGAAGAAAACAGAGGCUCUUCGUUUGCAGUAUCGGUACUUGGACUUGCGCAGCGCCCAAAUGCAGUACAACCUGCGACUCAGGUCCCAGAUGGUCAUGAAAAUGCGGGAGUAUCUUUGCAAUCUGCAUGGGUUUGUGGAUGUAGAAACUCCAACAUUAUUUAAGAGGACCCCAGGGGGUGCCAAAGAGUUUUUAGUACCAUCCAGGGAACCUGGAAAGUUUUAUUCUCUCCCUCAGAGUCCUCAACAGUUCAAGCAGCUUCUGAUGAUUGGUGGUUUAGACAGAUAUUUUCAGGUUGCCCGAUGUUACCGAGAUGAAGGUUCGAGACCUGACAGGCAGCCUGAGUUUACUCAGAUUGACAUAGAGAUGUCUUUUGUAGACCAGACUGGGAUCCGGAAUUUAAUCGAGGGUUUGCUCCAGUAUUCUUGGCCCAGUGACAAAGAUCCCGUGGUGAUUCCUUUUCCUUCCAUGACUUUUGCUGAAGCGUUGGCCAGCUAUGGAACUGAUAAACCUGACACGCGUUUUGGGAUGAAGAUUACAGAUGUCAGUGAGGUGUUCAGAAACACAGAGAGUGAAUUUCUCCAGGAUGCACUUAGUAAGCCCCAAGGAACCAUCAAAGCCAUAUGUGUCCAGGAAGGAGCAAAGCACUUAAAGAGGAAAGAGAUUGAGUCCAUUAGAAAAUGUGCAACUGACCAUUUUAAUCAGGAAGUCUUACCUAUAUUUUUGAAAGCCAACAGUAACUGGAAUUCUCGAGCUGCCAGGCUUCUAGUGGAGGAGCAGAGAUUGGAAUUAACCCGGAUAAUGGAGGCCCAGGAGGACGAUGUGGUCUUCCUGACUGCUGGCGAGCACGGGAAAACAUGCUCUUUGUUGGGGAAAUUACGGCUAGAAUGUGCUGACCUUCUGGAAGGGAGAGGAGUGGUACUUCGAGACCCCACCCGAUUCUCCUUCCUCUGGGUGGUGGAUUUCCCACUGUUCCUUCCCAAGGAGGACAACCCCAGUGAGCUGGAAUCAGCCCACCACCCAUUCACUGCUCCUCACCCCAGUGACCGUCACCUCCUUUACACUGCGCCGGAAAAGGUUCGUAGCCAGCACUACGACUUGGUUUUAAAUGGUAAUGAGAUAGGAGGUGGUUCUAUUCGAAUUCAUGACGCAGAGCUUCAGCGUUACAUCCUGUCAACAUUACUGAAGGAAGAUGUGACAUUGCUCUCCCAUCUGCUCCAGGCUUUGGAUUAUGGGGCACCCCCACAUGGAGGAAUUGCCUUAGGGUUAGACAGACUGAUGUGCCUUGUCACUGGAGCUUCAAGUAUCAGAGAUGUCAUCGCCUUCCCAAAAUCCUUCCGAGGACACGAUCUUAUGAGCAAUGCCCCAGAUUCUGUCCCUGCUGAGGAACUGAAGCCCUAUCAUAUCCAAGUCUCCUGGCCAACAGACUCAGAAGCAGAAAAGAGUUCUUUGAAUCAUUCAUAUCAUCCAGAAAGUUGAGCUUUUGAGUUUCAUCCUCUUCACUUUGCCAGUGCUAAAAUCAGCUCCAGAUCUGCCGUCAGUCUGACAAUCAUGUAUUUAGGUGGAAGUAAUCCAGCAAGAUUUCUCACAGUAAGGAUCAGCGGAUACCUGAUUUUGAUUUGGUAACAUGUACUAUUAGGGCAUUUAUGAAUUAGUGUGUUUACUGAAGUUCCUUUUUACCUGGAGAUUAUAAAAGAUAGCUCUUUACUAGAGUAAUAUAGUGGCUUCAUAUUUUCUAAUCAAGUCUUCCACACCAAGAUUAUUCACAUAAGACAGAGAAAAUCCAAUCAUAAAAGAAAGUGCUUGCUGCUGUAGAGGUGAUGGAGGGAAGGUUGCUGUUCAUCUAGCUUAAAGAGAUUGAUAAAUUAGGCUUUAUGGGGAUAUUUCAACUCUCAGAACAAUGUACUAAGGAUAAUAAACCAUCACAGAAAUAAGUCACAAAA